Molecule: messenger RNA, 258 nt
Organism: Acanthamoeba castellanii str. Neff
Lineage: Eukaryota; Discosea; Longamoebia; Acanthamoebidae
Exons: 3
Coding region: 1-258 (85 amino acids)
Source: RefSeq, a predicted model, not a curated record
AUGAAGGAGUGUGCGACGCGGUGGAUGACCGCGGGGCAAACGUGGACCGAGGUCGAAGAAGAUGCGGAGCCGGUGAUUCAGAACAUCGUGCUGCUGGAGAACACCUCGCUGGCCGUACGGGCUCUGAUCCAGGGCAUCAGAACUGAGCAAGACCCUGCCGUGGUGGUGCCCGCCAUCAAGCACCUCCACAUCCUCCACGACAUCCUCUACAGGUUCUUCGAGGCUCGAGGUGCGUUCAACCAACCGACUCAGGGCUAA